This is a messenger RNA of Branchiostoma floridae (Florida lancelet), 3600 nucleotides long. RefSeq names its product protein amalgam-like. The transcript has 9 exons. Gene Ontology annotation, cellular component: cell-cell junction. Gene Ontology annotation, biological process: cell-cell adhesion. NCBI's taxonomy places the organism in Eukaryota, Metazoa, Chordata, Leptocardii, Amphioxiformes, Branchiostomatidae. The record is from RefSeq and is a predicted model, not a curated record. The coding region runs from base 564 to 2042 and encodes 492 amino acids. Gene Ontology annotation, molecular function: cell adhesion molecule binding.
UGGCACCCCGUAGUUGUGUCUCUGUCUGUCAUGACAAGCCAGUCACGAACAAGUCACCGUCAGCGACAAGGCUUCAGUAGACGCGAGAACAUUUUCAGAUCCCCUCUCUUCCUCUCCAGCUCAGAACAUUUCAGACAGGCGUUCGGCCCGACUGUGCAGAAAGGGGCUUAUCAUAGAGUGCAUGGAUUAAGGAUCGAUAUGCUGUAGGAACAUCCGACGCGGAGGGCGAAGGUAAUAGAGCUAUCCCACGGCGGGUUCACCGCGAGCGACCGCCGCUAUGCCUCCAACACGUCUUCCCCUGAAGGCGUUACAUCGGGGGUAAUUGGAAUGAUUGAAGAGGCCAUUGGUGUACGGGAAUCCUAAUAGGAUUCAGCCGUGCUGUUCACACGCAUUUCCUAUCCAGGCAAUUCCACGGGCUGUGGAUCUCUGGUGCUCCGCUGGUCACUACAAGCACGAGGAGACUUGAUCUUUGGCCAGCCGUGGUCUCACUCCGGCCUGGAGUAGCGACAACCUCCCACAGACACUUCACUCGAGCCGGACUCCACCGUCUUACCUAGUCCAUCAUGUUUGUAAUGCCGGCUUUUUCCGCAGCUACUGUAUUGGGUUUCCUCGCAGGGAUGACUCUUGCGCAGAGCGACAUCGGCCUCACCCUCCCAGAGCAGGUCAACACCGUACUGGGGGAUCCCGUGACGCUAGCUGCAAGCUACAGCACCAACCGCCAGGUGGAGCUACUUUCGUGGUACAAGAUCGACAGUAACGACCCCUCAAAAAGGGUACUGGUUUUGUCCUACUCCCCCAUGAGAGGAUUGAGGACGUAUCAUAACUUUGUAGAUCGGGUGGAGCUUGCCGGUCCAGCGUCGCUUAAGAUUUUACAGACCCGAGCCGAGGACGAGGGAAAGUACGUCUUGUCGCUGUUGGUGGAGGAAGUCGGAAGCGUCGACGGAUUCGUCACUUUACACAUUCUAGUACCCCCAGUUGUUGAAGUGGGACCGUCCAAUCCCUACGUCAUCGGCCUGGGAAAAGCCGCUCUCCUGACGUGUACAGUGAUGAAUGCCAAGCCAAACAUCUCUUCCCUCCACUGGAAAAAGGACGGCACCAUUGUAGACAGUAACCUGAUGAACACCAAGUUCAGCGGGGGGACCAUGGCGUCGCCAUCUUUGAUGAUACGUCACGUGACCCGAACUGACGCGGGCUUGUACACAUGCGUGGCUGAUCACGUGGUCAAACAAGAGAGAAGCAGUCUGAGAUUAUCAGUUUUAUACCCUUCGGCCAUCAUCAGUAUGUCCGACUCGGUGACGUCAUCGCUGUCAGACCGAGUCACUCUCCAGUGCGUGGCAGACGGUAACCCUCCGCCCAACAUCACGUGGACCAAGAACGGGCUGAAGCUGAAGUCCCGGACCCACUCCCUGUCCUCCAGCGUGCGGGCCAGCUCCAUCGUCCUCCCGAAGGUCAUGAAGAACGACAGCGGUACCUACCUGUGCGUGGCAACCAACGGCGUGGGUGAGCACGACAAGAAGACGCUAGAACUAACGAUCAAACCGUCUGCUCUGAUGGCCACACUUAGCUGGAACACGAUAGCUGUAAUUAUAGGCGCCACCGCUGGGGGUCUGUGGGUGGUGGUGUGUGUGGGGAUCACCAUGUACUUCAUCAAGAGGCGGCGGGAGAAGAGAGACAAGGAGAAGUACGCCUUCUACUACAAGAUGGGGCGGAAACAGGGCACGGACGAGAUGGACAUCAAAGAUGGACAAACUAAUGAUGGCCCCCCAGGGAAGCCACCAAAACCGCCGACCGACCCCUAUGCGGGAAUCAAUACAAUCAGGAGACAGGCGGCAAAGAAAGGGAGAAACGCAGACAGAAGAUACGCCAAGGUGCUUUACCCCUAUCGGCCCACGGAAGACAACGAGUUGUGCCUGGAAGUGGAUGACGUCAUCGAGGUGCUGGAGGGGGAAGAUGGCGGCUGGUGCCUGGGUUACCUGAGGGGCAGGAUAGGCCUGUUCCCCUCCAACUACGCCACCUUCCUCACAGCCAGCGAAGAUGCAUGAACAUCCCAACGCGCUGAUCAUCGGAAUCUGUUCCCUUAAAGAGCAGCGUCCACCAUGAAGUUGGAAAUGAUCUACCAGAGCAUGGAUGACAUCGUCUCGUCUCCCGCCAAAUGCAGCAUGUGAACCGAAUGAAUUGACAUUUACCCCGGGACCUGCCGGCGGUUGGAUGUCGUUCCGUGCCAGUUGAACCAAAUCCAGACCCAAAACGCCCGGAACACAGCUCAUACUUCAUGUCCUGCACAACUCGACUUGUCUACAAUACGUCGGCGUCAGGAGUUUUUGGACCCAUUCUGCCGCAGGGAAUGUCCUUAAUAUAUUUGAUUGAUGAAAAGACUGACCGAUUUCUUCAAUGUAUCAUAAUGAUUGGUUUUAAUUGAAAAACAAUCAAUUAUGAACAGGGCAAAAGGACUGUUGGAUCAAUAUGGUUCGCUCUGACACAUGUGCACGGUGAAGAUUGCCAAUAGAUCUUUGUCUCUUACACGGAUCCCACCUUUAAGGCAACAUUCUGAGACUUGACCUAUCACUUGCUGUGCCAGGGGAGUAGCAGACUAGUAAGACGCAGACGAGUAAAGAUUUCUUGCCGCCGGAGCUCAUUGAAAUGAGGUCCUCUCCUCCCCGUCUCUGAUGUAGUAUGAUAGCACCUGUAGGUUAUCCUGGCCAUAUCAACAGAAGUGUGCGCAGAUAGACUUCGGGGAUCUUCUCUAUUGACAAGAUGGAGGGCUGAACCAAUUUUUGGUGACAAACUUGAGAAAUCGAGUUGGCCGCGGUCUUGAUCACCUCUUCCCGUCAACGAUGUUCGUGAGGAAAUCCUCUAUCCGGAGCACAUUAAGAGAUUCCGACGCCGAGAUAAAAGUUUCAGGCAGAAGGAUCCUCUUUGAUAUCAGGCAAAAGUUUGCAGCCAUCGUCGAUCACGAUUAACCCACGACUUUGUUACGACAGCAUCAAAGGAGUCAAUGUCGUACGCUAUCAAAGGAAGGUCGUACACUCUGUUCUGCUGAAUACCCGUUUUUCAAUCCGCGUGAUGAAAGACUGGAAUUAACAGCGGCAUCAUCUGGUAUAGCGUAUUCAUCUGGGGGAGUAAAUCGAGCCACAAGGGCCAAGUGACAAACGAAGUGUAAGCCGUGGAAGAGACACAUCGCCUAGAGAGGAAGUACCGGGUGGCUUAUGUACGACAUGAUAAGCGAUAUGCCUUGAAGGACCUUCACGGUCAUUUUCUGACGAUGACUUGGUUGAUGUGAUCCAUAGGAAUUUACAUUUGACACUGGGGAGGGGUCCAUGUCUGCCGAUCUCUUUCCGUACGAGUAAAUCAAUAAAUGUCAGGUGUAAAGAUUUGCGACAUGUAUAUGAAGAUUACGUGUGUUAACUCAUUACGCAGUUCGUUGUACGGUGCUGUAAUCAAAGACAGUAUAGAUCGCUGUACAUUUGCGCGUUUAAUAGAUUGUGUAAGAUAAGUCUUCCUGGCAUUAGAUGUCACACGUGUUGAGGACGCCUACCAUCCAGAAUGUUAAGAUAUUAAAUAUUGUGCAGAAAAGCGAGUCGAUUGACCUCCUCAAAUUAA